AUGUCUACCACAAUACCAGAAAUCGCAGUUACCCAUGACGACGAAAACGAGAUAGAAAACGAUAACGAAAAUAACUACCUCAAUUUGCAAGAAGCAUUGACAGACGUAGAAGAUUUAUACGAAGAAGGUGACGAUUUAUUUGUUGCCAAACCGAAACAAAGAAAAUCUAAACUAAAAAUUAAGUUGGUACAAGAUGAGGCUUUAACUGAUCUAGAAGAUUUUGAGGCUUCAGAUGAAGAAGACGAUAGAAGCAAGAAUAUCAUCAUGCAUUCUAAACCAAUAACCAUCGAAGAUCUUGACUUGGAGGGAGGUAUCUUUGAGGAAUCUUAUAAAACACAUGUAAGAACCCCUAAGGGUGUUAAAAAAUUAAAAACUCAGUGUUCCACUACGCAAAGGAAGAUGGACGAUACUGAAGUAGAAUAUAAGAUUUAUGACAAUUAUACAGACGAAGAGAUAUUUGACACAGAAAAUGAAGUUGCAAUAGACAGUGUUCCAGAAACCAACAAUACAAAUAGAAAAGAAACAAAACGUCUGUCAGUCUCCCCAAAUAAUAAUCCUUCUGACACCAACGACUCUGAACACUCUUAUCACAGUGGUCAAUUUUUGAAUGCCCUGUCAGUUUCACCCAACUUGUCAGACUUGACCGAUAUAGAAGUAUUGCAUUCUGACUCAGAUGACGAAAAAUCGUUUAAGAAAACGAAACCACGAAGAAGAAGAUAUAAGGGAUCUAGAAGACACUCCGUAACUGACGUAGAAGACUUAGAUAUCUCAGACACUGACGACAGAUUUAAAAAUUACAUUUCACAUCCUAAAAGAAAGGUCAAUUCAUUCAAAGUUAUCACGAAAAGCCAUUCUUUAGCGUAUGACUCUGACAAUGAAGAUAAUGCUCAUCUACCUUUUCCAAUAUGUAAAAAAAUAGCAGAGAAGAAACCGAGUAUUUUGAAUAUUCCAGAGUUUGAUACUAACUUUCCAACAGAUAUAGAAGAUUUCGAAGAUGUAAUAGAAACACCAGCUACACCCAAUUUUGAAGGUCACGAAAAAGCGUUUGAAAAGAAAUUAGAAGAAAUGGCUGAGUGUUAUAGCAAAAUCAACGAAUCGCAUAGCGCUCUCAAAUGUAAAAAUAUCAUCAGGGCUUUGUCUUCAAAAAGUAAUGAUAAUGAUGGAGAUAAUAAUACUGAUAGUGAUGUGUAUCAAUCUGAACACGGCGACUCAGAAAAAGAGGAUCAUGACGAAAAGAUUACUUAUGAUAUUAGAUUUGUAGGUGCACCAUCUACAAUAAUAAAGAACAAGAAAACUAGUCUAUUGGUACCGAUCUUAAACGAAGAACCACUUACUGACUGUGAAAAUGUCAAUAGUUCUGACGAAGAAACAUCUAAAAUUAUACCUAUUGCUCUGGCUAAAGAACUGCAGAUACAUACCGAUGAAGAAGAGUUUGAGGACGAUUUGGAUGAACUAAACAAUAUACCUGAAAUAGUUCUCCCUCCUCCUAUUAGAAACUUGGUUAUUCUGAAAGAAAAUGGAACACUACCAACGGUUCAGAUUCUACCACUAGUAGACUAUACUCCAAUACAGUCGCCUCAAGAACAGUCUAUGAUUGCAGACACAGACGAAGAAAGUGUUUCUGAAGCAGAAGAAGCUAUGGAAAUACCAAUGUCGCUGUCCGUGUCGGAUUUUACUUGCUUACCAGACUGUGGUGUUAUAAAAGAAACUGAGAAUCAACAAAAGAUAAAAGUGAAAAAAACGCUUUAUGUUCCAUGUAAUGAUGAUAUGGACGAAUUGACGGAUACAGAAGAGAUAGUUCUGAAUACGCAAAAGAGGCGUAGAGCGCCCAAAUUUAAACACAUGCACGAACGAUUCUUAGCUGAGAAAAAUAAACUGUCUGUCAAAACACCUGAGCCCAAAGCUUUGACUGAUACAGAAGAUGUAUUUUUGAGUGACUAUAAUUCUGGAGACUUUCAUAGUUUGUCUCCUUUAUUAAAUUUACCAGUCACAGAAGGUCUUACAGAUAUCGAAAAUCUAGCUGACAGUUCAGAUGAAGAACCUAACUUUAGAGCAAUGUCAUGUACUCCCCAACAACUAAGAGAGUUGGGAGGAGAAGUCAUAAUGUCUAUGGAAGGUUCUGGUCCGUUUUCCAUUGAAGACCGUCUACAAAUAAACAAGCCAGUUAAAGUUAUCUCACAGGUGGCAAUGAGCCCUGUACCAACAGAUACAGAAGAUGUAGCUACGUCAGCAGACGAAGACGUAUUAGCUUAUUCUAGAGCAGACACUUGUACCCCUAACCAAAUUCAUUUAGACUUGAAGCAAGAAAGUUCCACGAAAGUUUUAGAUGGAACUAACAAAAAGAUGGCGUCUGAAGGAUGCAUGUAUCUUAAAGGAGGUGGCUACAUUGAUCUGACAGAUUCAGAGUAUAUGUCUGCUGAGGAGGGAUACUUUAACGAUCUGAUGAGAGGUAUUAAGAAAGACUCUGGUUGUAUUUCGUUGAAUUUGAGGGAUGGGUCAGUGGCGUUCGGACAUCAGCCAGGAUGGGAAGCCUCACGACAGUCGCUUAACUUGGAGCCAACACCUCCAACACUAAUCAAGGACGCAGCACAGCAAGAUAUGCCUCUACCUGGCACCCAGUUCGUAACAUACGAAAGCGUGCUUAUGCCAAACAGCAGUGUGUCUUCUCCUUCUAUUCCACUGAACCAACAACCUCUCCUACACAGAACCACCUCAUACACACAAAUUGACGCAAUGCUUGAAAACAUGUUGUUCGAAGUUCAAAAGCAGGAAAAACUGUUUGGAUUAGACUUAGACGUAGUGGAACCAGACCAAGCGUGUCUUAACACACUAGAGUUAUUACCAAGCACCGAUGCUCUAAUAGAAGUUCCAAUUAAGAAGGUCAUUCGAAGACCAAAAGUCUACGAAACAACUCAAGAAAUUAUUGUAAACCAAGAUGAAUCUCCUUAUGACCUGAUUUCAUUUAGUGGACAUCCAAGGGUAGAUCCCAUUCAUGAGUAUGACGAUGUGGUCGUUAAAGAAAACUUCAGCAAUCUCGACGAGAUUUCAAAAAACAUCAACGACCUUGUAAUUUCUGUAGAAGACGACGAAACUAAGCUCUUAACAAAUCAUCCAGAGGAUGAGUAUUUAGAGAAACCGUACACGUACAAAAUAGACUUCCAACGAGCUAACACUGCCUCCAGUGAGUCACUAAGUGAUCACUACCCCGAUAGCUGGAAUGAUCCAACUGAACACAAAGAAACUUUAAUUGACGAUGAUUAUGAACUUGUGGAAUCAAAACCACCAGUUCAAGCAAUGCAACUGCGUGACAAUAGGACAGGAAACGAAAUAUGGUGGGAAGGAACGUAUCGCAACUUGAGUAUAGUUCCCGAAGAAGACGAAGAAAACCAAAGUUUAUUAGGCAGUUAUUACUCAAAUAAAUCAUACUCAACCAAAGCAUAUUCUCCACUAAUCGAAACAACAAUCAUCGAGAGAACACCAGGUCUGAGCAGUUCUCUUAAGGAGUCAUCCAUUGACGUCGAUGAUUCCAGUGAUGGAAGCUCUUCUGUGACGUCAAGUAGUUCUGAUGAAGGUACUUAUGAAGUCACGAAUAAACUAGUAAAAGCAGAAGUAAAACUAAUGGUAAAAACCUUGGAUAGUGGUAAGGAGGCUAUUGAAAUUAGGUCAGUAAGGGAAUUCAUGGACAAUCCAGCCAAAACAGACGAAGAUUCGUAUGAAACAAGUACACUUCUUAAAAAAAAGAGUCAGACGUUACCAAGUAGACUUGGUGAAAAGUUAACAAACAUUACACAGAAGUUUAGCGGAAUGUUGGACAAAAAGAAGUCGACAUCUUACUGUCCUAUAGUUGAGCCGCAUACAGAACAAAUUGGACAAGAAGAAUCUCCGAAACCUUCAUUUGUUCUACAAAAUUUAUUCGUUAUGAAUUUGGAUCAAGAUAGUAAGUCAAAUCUUUUGGCUUCUAAAGAGCUGUCUAAAAGUAAAACCGAGCUCCUUGCUACUUCGAACCAGCGCUUUCCUUUGGAAUAUGAUCCAAAUACACCUCCAAGUGCAGAAGAUGACCAUGAUGCAGUGGAUCUUUUUGCGAAUAUCCCGUUUUAUCCCUGUUAUGAGAAAUAUUCUCCUAACGAUAAAUCUCAAGCUUCCGUUUCUACUGAAUUUAUUUCAAAUCCUUUCAUUGACAAUUCCAAUAUUCCUGAAGCAUACUGCGACUGGCUACAUGAAAAAGUGGAUGACCUCAGAGGAAAUCGUACCGAAGAAAAACCAUUAAGCCAUAGCCUUAUUGGUUUUACUACCGACCGACCAUUCGCUAACAAAAAAGCAGUUUACGAUUUAACUAAUGCUCUAAUUCAGUCUGAGUCACGCGCAGAACCCUAUCAUACUCACACAGAGAAACAUUACAAACUCGACUUGGAAAAACCCCUCACCGACGAUGAGUCUGCCCCUCAGAAAGAUCAUAAAAAACAAAAAAGGGGAAUUUUCGGUACUAUCAAGAGUUUUGUCGGUAAAUCGAUCGAAUCAGAUUCCGACUCUGAAAAGUCAUCACCCAAAAAAGAAAAGAAGAAGAAGGAUAAAAAGAAACCACGCGAUCUUCCUCCCGAACUUCCUCCUAAGUCAGCACCUACAAAGCCAAAACUGCCAACACCGCCAUUAGAUCCAAAAUAUGAAGAUAUUCCGUUCUUCGAAGCAUCUCCAACUGAUAGAUCCGAGCACAAAAUCGAAAUUACAAAAACCUACAACGUCCCAGUAACCGAUUUGGACGACCUAGAGGCUGGAGUACCACCCAACAUAACCCAUAAAGCCAGAGAAAUAGUACAAGCCGUACUAUCCGAUGGAGAGCAAACGGCUCGAGAUAGACGUUCCAAAUCUCCAAAGAAGCAAAAAACAGUUAUUAUCGAAGAAAAAGUUACGAAAACAUUCGCUCCAUUAACGAUCGAAGAAGAAGAAUUUACGAUAACUAUAGAUCCUACCAAAAAGGAUUCACCAAAGAAAACGAGGGAAAUAUUUACCCUAAAUAUUGACGAAAGCGAAGCACAAAUCGAGAAGGAGAUUCUAGAAAAGUCUCCAAUUUUGCCUGAAGAGAGUCUUAUCAAACCAAUUGUACACAUACAGCAACCUAUCAGACCAAUCCGAAGCCAUGUCUAUGAAGACAUCCUAGAACCUCAAGUUUGCUUAUAUCCUGAUCAAAGACUAGAUCCUCAUCAUAUUAAAAAAGCCACCCAUGACCUAAUCCAAAACGAAAUCAGUUUUACUGGAUGGGCAGAUGAUAAGCACAACAUAUUUAAACCUUUAACCAUACAACCAGACGACGCAGAAGUAAAAGAAUCAGAAGGCAACUUAACAGAUAGUCUAAAAAUGAAACGUAAACAUGGAAAACUGUUUGGUUUGUUCGGAAAAACUUCCAAAGACAUCGAUGAUUCUGAAGACGAAAGCAGCCGCAAAGAAGUUAUCGAAAAACAAGAUAAAGAAACCUCGAAAGAAGUUUUAGCUGAAUCUGACAAGCCAAAAGAUUUGCCCAAAUCUCCUAAAAUAAAGAAAAGUAAAAGUAAAGACAAAGAAGAUAAAAAAUUCUUGGGAAUAUUUAAAAUUAGUAAACAAGACACUCAGAAACCAACAUUUUCGGAAAUUGCAAUCAAAAAUAUGAUAGAUUCUACAGCUUUUUUGAAAGAAGAAGUCGAUAAAUACCACGAUGUACGACCAAUUAAAGUAACAUCGGAAGAGAAAACAACUCAAAUUAAACCCAGCGUUACCUCAGUAACAACUAUAAUUAAAACCCAGACACCCUUAAGUCCAAAACAUGAAGCUGAGCUACAGUCAACAGUGGUUAAACAAACACCUCAAGAAAUUUCAGAUGUAUCAAAAGAAGAACAUAAAUCUGGUUUCUUUGAUGUUUUCAAAAAGAAAGAUGAUGCUGAAAAACAUAAACCAGAAACAGUUUUAUCUGCUGAUACUAUAAGAGACAUGAAUGACUGCGAAAUAUUCCUAAAAGACGAAAUACAUCGAUAUCAUGAUGUAAAACCGAUCAUAAAGCAAAAAAGAGAAAAUAGCCCUACUAAGAUAAUUACGAUGGUGGAAGAAACUAAAAAAGUAACCAAAAAGGUCGAGACCACUGUUGAGACUAGUGCUGGUGCAUUCACAGUUGGUAAGGAAACUACCUCCGUCAUGCAAAAAGAGCCACAGGAGCAGCUUGUUACAGAAAAAACAGUUACAAAAGAAAUAAAAUCCCCAGAAAAAUCCAAACAGACCGAUGAAGAAGAACAUAAAAAAGGUUUGUUUGGAGGUAUGUUUAAAAAGAAAGACAAAUCGCCAAGGGUUGAUUCUAAAAUCAAGUCUCCUGGAAAAAUUAUUUUAUCUGAUGUAACGAUUAAAAACAUGGAGAAUAGCAAUAAUUUCUUAAAAGAUGAAAUUGAGAUGUAUCAUGAUGUGCGCCCAAUAAUUGAGUACACAGAAGAAAUGAAACCAAUUUCACAAGAAGUAUCUAAAACUAUAUCUGAUCAUCAAGAACAACCUUCAACUAAAAAAAUAAAAGAUAAAAAAGAGAAAGAUUCCAGUUUCUUUGGAGUAUUCAAGAAGAAAGAAUCUGUAGAAAAAGAAGUAACACCAGUUGUAAAAACUACUGUAGAAAUAAAACCAGUUCUUUCUCCUGAAAUCGUUGAAAAAAUGGACGACAGCCACAAAUUUUUAAAAGAUGAAAUUCAGUGGUAUCAUGAUGUUCGUCCUAUUAGUACUCAUAUUAGUACUCCAUUGGUCAUGAAACAAGAAACCGAUCACCAAAAACAACCUUCAACUAAAAAAAUAAAAGAUAAAAAAGAAAAAGAUUCUAGUUUCUUUGGAGUAUUCAAGAAGAAAGAAUCUGUAGAAAAAGAAGUAACACCAGUUGUAACAACUACUGUAGAGAUAAAACCAGUUCUUUCUCCUGAAACCGUUGAAAAAAUGGACGACAGCCACAAAUUUUUAAAAGAUGAAAUUCAGUGGUAUCAUGAUGUUCGUCCUAUUAGUACUUCAUUGGCCAAAGAAGAAAAAAUUGUUGUUCAUGAAACUAUGGUCAGCGAUGAUAAAGUGUCGCCCAAGAAAGCAAAAGUUAAAGAAGCUAAAGAAUCUUCUGGUGUGUUCGGAAUAUUUAAACGAAAAGGACAGUCAGUGGAAAGAAAAACUGACGAUGUCCAAGAAAAAUUUGAUCUAUCAGAAUCUACCGUUAAAGACAUGGCAGAUAGUAAUACCUUCUUGAAAGAUGAAGUAGAAAAAUAUCAUGAUGUACAUACUAUUAAAGAAACUACUGCUGUUAAGGUACCCGUUCAAACUACUGAUAUCAAAAAACCAGAACACAUUCCGAGAAAAUCUAAAAGUAAAAAGGAACCCGUUGGUCCAAUAUUUGGAGUGGACAAAAUAAAGGAAUCCACAGAAACGGAUCAAAUAACUAUUCAGAAACCAAGACCCAUUUUGUCAACAGAUGUUGUUAAAAAUAUGGUUGAAACAGACACAUUUUUAAAAGACGAAAUUUAUCAUUAUCACGACGUUAAACUACUUAAAACACAUGACACAACGACAGUGUCACCAACCAAAACAAAAGAUGAAACAGUGAAAUCCCCAAAGAAGGAGAAAGCCAAGUCACCGCAAAAGUCAAAACAAAAAUCAGAAAAAGAAGGUGGAAGUCUCUUUGGAAUAUUUAAAAAGAAAGAAGGAUCUCUUGAAAGAGAAAGUAAACUUGAACCUGUUGACAAAAGUGGAAAACCAAUUUUAUCUGAGACUGUUGUUAAAGAUAUGAAAGAUAGUGACACAUUCUUGAAAGAUGAAGUAGAUAGAUAUCAUGAUGUGAGACAUAUUACCACGACAACUGCUGAACCACAAGUGGUUCAAAUAGAAACCACUACAGUGCAACAGACAACCGAAAAGUCACCAAAGAAAUCAAAACAAAAAUCAGAAAAAGAAGGUGGAAGUCUCUUUGGAAUAUUUAAAAAGAAAGAAGGAUCUCUUGAAAGAGAAAGUAAACUUGAACCUGUUGACAAAAGUGGAAAACCAAUUUUAUCUGAGACUGUUGUUAAAGAUAUGAAAGAUAGUGACACAUUCUUGAAAGAUGAAGUAGAUAGAUAUCAUGAUGUGAGACAUAUUAUCACGACAACUGCUGAACCACAAGUGGUUCAAAUAGAAACCACUACAGUGCAACAGACAACCGAUAAGUCACCAAAGAAAUCAAAACAAAAACCAGAAAAGGAAGGCGGAAGUCUCUUUGGAAUAUUUAAAAAGAAAGAGGGAUCUCUUGAAAGAGAAAGUAAACUUAAACCUGUUGACAAAAGUGGAAAACCAAUUUUAUCUGAGACUGUUGUUAAAGAUAUGAAAGAUAGUGACACAUUCUUGAAAGGUGAAGUAGAUAGAUAUCAUGAUGUGAGACAUAUUAUUACGACAACUGCUGAACCACAAGUGGUUCAAAUAAAAACCACUACAGUGCAACGGACAACCGAAAUGUCACCAAAGAAAUCAAAACAAAAAUCAGAAAAAGAAGGCGGAAGUCUCUUUGGAAUAUUUAAAAAGAAAGAGGGAUCUCUUGAAAGAGAAAGUAAACUUGAACCUGUUGACGAAAGUGGAAAACCAAUUUUAUCUGAGACUGUUGUUAAAGAUAUGAAAGAUAGUGACACAUUCUUGAAAGAUGAAGUAGAGAGAUAUCAUGAUGUGAGACAUAUUAUCACAACUGCUGAACCACAAGUGGUUCAAAUAGAAACCACUACAGUGCAACAGACAACCGAUAAGUCACCAAAGAAAUCAAAACAAAAAUCAGAAAAGGAAGGUGGAAGUCUCUUUGGAAUAUUUAAAAAGAAAGACGGAUCUCUUGAAAGAGAAACUAAACUUGAACCUGUUGACAAAAGUGGAAAACCAAUUUUAUCUGAGACUGUUGUUAAAGAUAUGAGAGAUAGUGACACAUUCUUGAAAGAUGAAGUAGAUAGAUAUCAUGAUGUGAGACUUAUUAUCACGACAACUGCUGAACCACAAGUUGUUCAAAUAGAAACCACUACAGUGCAACAGACAACCGAUAAGUCACCAAAGAAAUCAAAAAAAAAAUCAGAAAAGGAAGGUGGAAGUCUCUUUGGAAUAUUUAAAAAGAAAGACGGAUCUCUUGAAAGAGAAAGUAAACUUAAACCUGUUGACAAAAGUGGAAAACCAAUUUUAUCUGAGACUGUUGUUAAAGAUAUGAAAGAUAGUGACACAUUCUUGAAAGAUGAAGUAGAUAGAUAUCAUGAUGUGAGACAUAUUAUCACGACAACUGCUGAACCACAAGUGGUUCAAAUAGAAACCACUACAGUGCAACAGACAACCGAAAAGUCACCAAAGAAAUCAAAACAAAAAUCAGAAAAAGAAGGUGGAAGUCUCUUUGGAAUAUUUAAAAAGAAAGAGGGAUCUCUUGAAAGAGAAAGUAAACUUGAACCUGUUGACAAAAGUGGAAAACCAAUUUUAUCUGAGACUGUUGUUAAAGAUAUGAAAGAUAGUGACACAUUCUUGAAAGAUGAAGUAGAUAGAUAUCAUGAUGUGAGAGAUAUUAUCACGACAACUGCUGAACCACAAGUGGUUCAAAUAGAAACCACUACAGUGCAACAGACAACCGAAAAGUCACCAAAGAAAUCAAAACAAAAAUCAGAAAAGGAAGCCGGAAGUCUCUUUGGAAUAUUUAAAAAGAAAGAGGGAUCUCUUGAAAGAGAAAGUAAACUUGAACCUGGUGACAAAAGUGGAAAACCAAUUUUAUCUGAGACUGUUGUUAAAGACAUGAAAGAUAGUGACACAUUCUUGAAAGAUGAAGUAGAGAGAUACCAUGAUGUGAGACAUAUUAUCACGACAACUGUUGAACCACAAGUGGUUCAAAUAGAAACCACUACAGUGCAACAAACAACCGAAAAGUCACCAAAGAAAUCAAAACAAAAAUCAGAAAAGGAAGCCGGAAGUCUCUUUGGAAUAUUUAAAAAGAAAGAGGGAUCUCUUGAAAGAGGAAGUAAACUUGAACCUGUUGACAAAGAUGGAAAACCAAUUUUAUCUGAGACUGUUGUUAACGAUAUGAAGGAUAGUGACACAUUCUUGAAAGAUGAAGUAGAGAGAUACCAUGAUGUGAGACCUAUUAAGACGAUAACUGUUGAACCACAAGUAGUUCAAAUAGAAACCACUACAGUGCAACAGACAACCGAAAAGUCACCAAAAAAAUCAAAACAAAAAUCAGAAAAAGAAGGCGGAAGUCUCUUUGGAAUAUUUAAGAAGAAAGAGGGAUCUCUUGAAAAAGGAAGUAAACUUGAACCUGUUGACAAAGAUGGAAAACAAAUUUUAUCUGAGACUGUUGUUAAAGAUAUGAAGGAUAGUGACGCAUUCUUGAAAGAUGAAGUAGAAAGAUACCAUGAUGUGAGACAUAUUAUCACAACUGCUGAACCACAAGUGGUCCAAAUAGAAACCAGUACAGUGCAACAGACAACCGAAAAGUCACCAAAGAAAUCAAAACAAAAAUCAGAAAACGAAGGUGGAAGUCUCUUUGGAAUAUUUAAAAAGAAAGAGGGAUCUCUUGAAAGAGGAAGUAAACUUGAACCUGUUGACAGAAGUGGAAAACCAAUUUUAUCUGAGACUGUUGUUAAAGAUAUGAAAGAUAGUGACACAUUCUUGAAAGAUGAAAUAGAUAGGUACCAUGAUGUGAGACCUAUUAUCACGACAACUAUUGAACCACAAGUGGUUCAAAUAGAAACCACUACAGUGGAACAGACAACCGAAAAGUCACCAAAGAAAUCUAAACAAAAAUCAGAAAAAGAAGGUGGAAGCCUCUUUGGAAUAUUUAAAAAGAAAGAGGGAUCUCUUGAAAGAGGAAGUAAACUUGAACCUGUUGACAAAGAUGGAAAACUAAUUUUAUCUGAGAUUGUUGUUAAAAAUAUGAAAGAUAGCGACACAUUCUUGAAAGAUGAAAUAGAGAGAUACCAUGAUGUGAGACCUAUUAUAACGACAACUGUUGAACCUCAAGUAGUUCAAAUAGAAACUACUACAGUGCAACAAACAAACGAAAAGUCACCGAAGAAAUCAAAACAAAAAUCAGAAAAGGAAGGUGGAAGUCUCUUUGGAAUAUUUAAAAAGAAGGAAGGAUCUCUUGAAAGAGGAAGUAAACUUAAACCUGUUGACAGAGCUGGAAAACCAAUUUUAUCUGAGACUGUUGUUAAAGAUAUGAAAGAUAGUGACACAUUCUUGAAAGAUGAAGUAGAUAGGUACCAUGAUGUGAGACCUAUUAUCACGACAACUAUUGAACCUCAAGUGGUUCAAAUAGACACCACUACAGUGCAACAGACAACCGAAAAUGCACCAAAGAAAUCAAAACAAAAAUCAGAAAAAGAAGGUGGAAGUCUCUUUGGAAUAUUUAAAAAGAAAGAGGGAUCUCUUGAAAGAGGAAGUAAACUUGAAGCUGUUGACAAAGCUGGAAAACCAAUUUUAUCUGAGACUGUUGUUAAAGAUAUGAAAGAUAGUGACACAUUCUUGAAAGAUGAAGUAGAUAGAUACCAUGAUGUGAGACCUAUUAUCACGACAACUGUUGAACCACAAGUGGUUCAAAUAGAAACCACUACAGUGCAACAAACAACUGAAAAGCCAUCUAAGAAAACAAAACAAAAAUCAGAAAAAGAAGGUGGAACUCUAUUUGGAAUGUUUAAAAAGAAGGAAGGAUCUCUUGAAAGAGGAAGUAAACUUGAACCUGUUGACAAAGCUGGAAAACCAAUUUUAUCUGAGACUGUUGUUAAAGAUAUGGAGGAUAGUAACACAUUUUUGAAAGAUGAAAUAGAAAAAUACCAUGAUGUGAGAUCUGUCAUUACGACAACUGUUGAACCACAAGUGGUUCAAGUAGACACUUCUACAGUGCAACAGACAACCGAAAAGCUAUCUAAGAAAACAAAACAAAAAUCAGAAAAGCAAGGUGGAGGUCUUUUUGGAAUAUUUAAAAAGAAAGAUGGAUCGCUUGAAAGAGAAAGCAAACUUGAAACUCUUGUUAAAGGUGAAAAACCAAUUCUGUCUGAUAUUGUAGUUAAAGAUAUGGAAGAUAGUGACACGUUUUUGAAGGACGAAAUAGAAAGAUACCACGAUGUGCGACCCAUUACCACAAGGACAAUUGAACCACAAAUCGCUCAAAUAGAAACAGAAGCACAAAGAAGUAAAAGAGGUCCAAUAUUUGGUGUAGAUAAGAUAGAAAAGCCAGUCGAUACAACUGCUUCCACUCUGGCAGCAGUAGCAAUACAAGAAAUGACUGACAGAGAUAGAUUCCUUCAAGAAGAAGUUAAAAAAGACGAUAAUGUUAAACCGAUUAUUUCCCAAAAAGUUAAAGAACUAUCUGUUACAUCCCAAACUGCGACAAUUGCUGAAACGCCUGUUGAAAUACAGUCAUUAGAAAUAUCGCCCAAGAAAUCCAAAGAAAAAGGAGUUUUAAACAUAUUAAAGAAAAAAGUUUCAGUUGAAAAAACUACACCAGAAAAGAAAAUAGUAGCCGAAAUAGUUGGAAAAGACUCUACUGACCAUGCAAAACCAGAUGAAAAAUAUUCUAAAAUACUCGAAGUGCUCGAAAAAGCUGAACAACAAACACAAGAACCAGAUUUUGUAAAACAUAUAACAUUGGAACCAGAAAGAAAAAUUGUUACCAUUGAACGAGAAGUUACCAUAGAAGUUUUUGAUUUGCCAGCUAAACCAGCAGUAGAACAGCGUUCAAUAGUUGAUUCCAAUAAUUUCCUUAACAACGAAAUAGAAAAAUACCACGACGUACGACCGAUUAUUUCCAAAAUUGAAGUUGCACCCUCCGAAAUCAAAGAAACGUCAGCAGUUCUUGAAAAACCAAAAGAUCAAGUGGACAAAGAAGAAAAAAGUAAAUCUAAAAAGAAAGAAGGCAAAAGCGAAUCGGGUGGUAUAUUUGGUAUGUUUAAAAAGAAACCAAAAGAAACUGGAGCACAACCAGUAUCAGAAGAAAUAACUGACCAGAUUCAGCAGACAAGUACCUUCCUACAAGAAGAAGUCAACAAGCAUCAUGACGUUCGUCCUUUGGUUGAAGAAAACAUUGUUACAACCCAACCUGUUAUAAACGAAUCUAUUGUUGUCACUACGGAAGAAAACUUAGGUAGUCCGAAUGUCACCACUAAAACUGAAACAACCAAGGAAAAGUUUGUUACUACGUCAAAAGACCAUACUGACACUAUAAAAAAGGAAACUAAAACAGAAACUACUAAGAAGAUUAUUACAACACAAACAACGUCUACUACUCAGAGUGUAACAAAAACAACUUCUGCUACCAUAGAAUCAGAUAUAGCUGCUGCAACACCUGUGGUAAUUGAAUCAACCUUGCAACCUAUUGACGGCUCCAAAGGAUUUUUAAAGACGGAAGUUGAAAAAUAUCAUGACGUGAAACCAAUCAUUAAGUCUUCUGAUCAACUACAAGAGGAGUUGGUUAAGUCUUCUGAACCAAUACUCCAAGAAGCUGUUGAUGUCAAAGUAGAAUCAACUCCGAAAAAACAGAAGAAAGAUGGUGGACUUCUGGGAAUAUUUAAGAAAAAACCUCACGAAGACAAAACAAGCACAAGUCCUCCUCGUUUGUCUGAAAUUGUUAUUCAACAAAUGAGAGAUAGUGAUAACUUUUUAAGAGACGAAAUAGAUCGGUUCCAUGAUGUUCGUCCAAUAGUAUCUGAAACUGAUAUAGAACCUGCAGAACAUAAGGAUAUUCAAUCAGCACAGAAGAGUACAAAGAAAGAAACUGACGCACAUAAGGGUGGCCUUUUUGGUUUAUUUAAAAAGAGAGAAGGUUCCACUGAGAGAGAUAGAGAUAGUAAAGUUAAAUCGGGAGAAUUUAGUGAACCUACGUCAGCUAAGAAAAAGACAGGAUCUUUAGAAAAAGAACGCAAAGAAAAAGUUAGUCCUAUUUUUGGUAUUAAACAUCAAAAACCUGUUAUUUCAGAAACUGGCCUUAAAGAUAUGCAUGAAAGUGACACGUUCUUAAAAACGGAAGUUGAUAAAUACCAUGACGUUAAACCAAUCGUUGGACAAGAUCUAAUCGUUACUGAAACAACUGAAAUAAAAACUCCUAAGACAACUAAAGUCGAAGAAACUCCUGUAACCAAACCUGUAACAUUAACUUCAGUAACUUUACCUGACACUUCACUUAGUACAAAAGAAAGAAUAAUACGCGAAGAAGUACAUAAAACUAGUCAUUCCACUAAGAUUAAGGAUGAAAAAUUGUUUGAGAAUUUAAAAGAUGAGAGUCCAAAGAGAACUGUUACCACUACAAUUACCAAAGAAGAAAUUCCUCAUGGAGAAAGAGUAACCAAAGUAAAAACAGAAGUUAUAACAGGUACAAUUCAGUUAGAUCAAGGUAUCCUAGCUGAUGUAGAUAAACUAGAAAAAGAAAUAAAUUCUGAGGUUGAAAGACUCCGAACCCAAACCAGUGCUUCUGAGGAUAGGAAAGAUGAGUUCACAAAAACAGUAGACGUUGUUGAAACAUUUAAACCUAAGGAAACUACCCUAGUGCAAGAAGUCGUCGUUUCUUUGGAAGGAAGUAAACCACAACUAUCAGACACAGUUAUUAAAGAUGUUCAUGACACCAACACGUUUCUCGAAACUGAGGUGGACAAAUAUCAUGAUGUACGACCAGUAUUACGUCCAAAAGAAGAUGUUUCUGUUCCUGCUGAACCAAAAGAACCUUCCGAAGAAAAAACUAAAAAGAAAAGAGAAAAGGAUAAGGAUGGUAAAAGCGGAUUAUUUGGUAUCUUUAAAAAGAAGGGAGAUUCUUUAGAGAGAGGAUCUAAACUUGAAACUGUUGAUAAAAAUGGAAGACCUAUUUUGUCACCCACUGUUGUGAAAUAUAUGUCUGACAGCAAUUCGUUCUUAAUGAAUGAAGUAGAACAAUUCCAUGAUGUUCGUCCUCUUGUUAAAGUACCAGUGCAAGAAGAACACGUUAAAGUUGAUGUAAAAUCUGUUCCAGUAGAGCAAAAACCUGAAAAAUUAGGUAAAAAAUCCAAGUCAAAACCAGAAAAAGAAGGCAGCAGUAUUUUUGGGAUGUUUAAAAAGAAAGAUGGAUCUCUUGAAAGAGGAAGUAAACUUGAACCUGUUGACAAAAGUGGAAAACCAAUUUUAUCUGAGACUGUUGUUAAAGAUAUGAAAGAUAGUGACACAUUCUUGAAAGAUAAAGUAGAGAGAUACCAUGAUGUGAGACCUAUUAUAACGACAACUGUUGAACCACAAGUGGUUCAAAUAGAAACUACUACAGUGCAACAGACAACCCAAAAGUCACCAAAGAAAUCAAAACAAAAAUUAGAAAAGGAAGGUGGAAGUCUCUUUGGGGUAUUUAAAAAGAAAUCAGAAUCUACAGAAAAAGAUGUCAAGGAUAAAUCCAAAGAACUUACAGAAGAGAUUAAAGAUAUCAAAAUGGAAGCUGGACCAUUGCACUCCAUUGCAUUAUCCGAACCAACUAUUCAAAAUAUUAAUGACAGUAAUAAUUUCCUUGAAUUAGAAAUUGAAAAAUAUCAUGAUGUUAGACCAAUAAUAAAGACACCCAUAAGCGAAUCGAUAUUGGUUUCCAAACCUGAACCUACAAAAACAUUAGAAAGAACAGAUUUAAUCGAUAAAAAACAUAUAAAAGAAAUUGAAAAGAAACCUACAGAAGAAUCUAAAAAGCAAACCGACAAAGAUGCAGAUACGACUAAAGGUGGUGUCUUCAGCAUUUUCAAAAAGAAGACAAGUUCUUUGGAACGAGGUCAAAAAGGUUUACCAACGGAAAAGUCUGAAAAAGUUAGUCCAAUAUUUGGAAUCAAAAAAGAAAAGCAGCCAUUAUCGGAAAAGACCAUUGAAGAUAUGACCAAUAGUAACACCUUCCUACAAACAGAAAUUGACAAGUUCCAUGAUGUAAGAGUGACGACACAAAAAACUGAAGAAACACCUGAACAAAGUACACCAGACGAUAAAAAGGUUGAUAUGAAAAUUUCUACAAAAGAUCAUGGAAAAAAAGGUGGCUUAUUCGGUAUAUUUAAGACCAAGACUAGCUCUGUUGAUAAGGACGUUCCAGAAAUAUCUAAAGAAAUACAUGCAGAAACUACAAAAGUGAUUGAAGAAGCUGAUUCAGCUUUAAAGACCUUGUUACCACAUGAAAGCCAUACGUUCCUAGCAACUGAAAUUGAGAAAUAUCAUGAUGUUAAACCUCUCGUUCAAAAAGAUUCAACAGCAGUUACAAUAUUAGCACCUGUACCAAAGCUUACUAUCGAAACAGACAAAACUGAACAUAUUAAAGAAACAAUAUUAACCCAAACUAGUGACAAAUUAGUCGAAAGUCCCAAAAGAUCGGUUAUUACAACAAUUAGUAAAGAAGAAAUUCCUCAUGGUGAAAGAGUUACCAAAAUAAAAACAGAGAUAUCAACUGACCUUCCAAAAGAUAUUGACACCAAGAUAGUAAAGGAAACUCAAGAAGUAUAUCAGAAAGCAACAGUGGUGGAUAUGCCUGCUGUAAAUAUGGACAUAGCUAUUCCAAAAGAAGUCUCCAAACUUUCAGAAUCAGUCACAGAGAAUAUUGAUCAUAGCAACAAAUUCCUGGACACAGAAAUCAAUAAAUAUCAUGAUGUGCGACCUGUAAUAACGACUGCAGAAACGACAAUGGUUGCAGUUACUACCAAGCCAGAAGAAUCUAUCAAAUCUGAAGAUAAGUCUAAGAAAAAAGAUAAAGACAAGGACGGAAAAGGUGGAUUUUUUGGUAUAUUUAAGAAAAAGGGAGGAUCAUUAGAAAGAGGUGUCAAACUAGAACCCGUUGGUAAAGAAGAUAAACCUACUCUCUCAGAUACAGUUGUGAAAGAUAUGCUUGAUAGCAGUUCGUUCUUAAAAGAUGAAAUAGACAGAUAUCAUGAUGUGAGACCCAUUGUUACACAACCAGUUGAAGAAGAGCACGUUAAAGUUGAUGUCAGAGCCACUCCUGAAGAAAAGAAGCCAGAAAAGGUGCCUAGAAAAUCAAAAGUAAAAGGAGACAAAGAAGGCGGUGGUAUUUUCGGUAUCUUUAAAAAGAAAUCAGAAUCUAUCGAAACAGAUUUUAGAGAUGAAACUGAAGCAAUUAAGCAAGAUUUGAAGAAAUCUGAUGAAAUCGUUAAAACUAAAGUAACAACUACUAUUCAAAGAGUGUCUCCCGAAGAAACUAAAUCAACGUUGUCGGAAACAAAACUUAAAGAAAUAGAUGACAGUAGCAAUUUCUUAAAUUUGGAAAUUGAAAAGUAUCAUGAUGUUAAACUUCUUCCUCAAAAAGACUCAUCAAAAACAAUAACAAUAAUAUCAGCACCUUUACUAGAACAAAAGGUAAUAACAGAAAAAGAUCAAAGUCAAACUAUUAAAGAACAAAUAUCAACAGGUACUACUGACAAAUUACUUGAAAGUCUUAAAGAUGAAAGUCCCAAAAGAACAGUAACUACAACAAUAACUAAAGAAGAAAUACCUCAUGGUGAAAGAGUUACCAAAGUAACAUCAGAGGUAAUAACUGGAACAAUACAACUUACUUCGGACACCUUAACAGAUGUAGACAAAUUAGAGAAAGAAAUUAAUGAAAAGCUAAAUGAUUUGAGAAAAGAAACUUAUCCUUCAAAAGACAUCAGCACCGAAAUAGUACAGCAACCUCAAGAAGUAUAUCAGAAAGUAACAGAGGUAGAUGUGCCUGCUGUAAAGAUGGAUAUAGCUAUGCCAAAAGAAGUGUCCAAACUUUCAGAAUCAGUCAUUGAGAACAUUGACAGUAGCAACAAAUUCCUGGACACAGAAAUCAAUAAAUAUCAUGACGUGCGACCUACAAUAACGACAGAGAAACAGGAAGUUGUUACAGUUACUACCCAGCCAGAAGAAUCUAUCAAAUCUGAAGAUAAGUCUAAGAAAAAAGAUAAAGAUAAGGACGGAAAAGGUGGAUUUUUCGGUAUAUUUAAGAAAAAGGGGGGAUCAUUAGAAAGAGGUGUCAAACUAGAACCUGUUGGUAAAGAAAAUAAACCUAUUCUCUCAGAUACAGUUGUGAAAGAUAUGCUUGAUAGCACUUCGUUCUUAAAAGAUGAAAUAGACAGAUAUCAUGAUGUCAGGCCCAUUGUUAGACAUCCAGUUGAAGAAGAGCACGUUAAAGUUGAUGUCAGAGCCACUCCUGAAGAAAAGAAGCCAGAAAAGGUGCCUAGAAAAUCAAAAGCAAAAGGAGACAAAGAAGGCGGUGGUAUUUUCGGUAUCUUUAAAAAGAAAUCAGAAUCUAUCGAAACAGAUUUUAAAGAUGAAACUGAAGCAAUUAAGCAAGAUUUGAAGAAAUCUGAUGAAAUCGUUAAAACUAAAGUAACAACUACUAUUAAAAAAGUGUCUCCCGAAAAAACUAAAUCAACGUUGUCGGAAACAAAACUUAAAGAAAUAGAUGACAGUAGCAAUUUCUUAAAUUUGGAAAUUGAAAAGUAUCAUGAUGUUAAACUUCUUCCUCAAAAAGACUCAUCAAAAACAGCAACAGUGAUAGCAGCACCUGUGCUGAAACAAAAACUGACAAUAGACAAAGACCAAAGUCAAAUAAAAGAAAAAAUCUCAACUGAUACUAGUGACAAUUUACUUGAAAGCCUUAAAGACGAAAGUCCCAAAAGAACAGUAACUACAACGAUUACCAAAGAAGAAAUACCCCAUGGUGAAAGAGUUACCAAAGUAACAUCAGAGGUAAUAACUGGAACAAUACAACUUACUUCGGACACCUUAACAGAUGUAGACAAAUUAGAGAAAGAAAUUAAUGAAAAGCUAAAUGAUUUGAGAAAAGAAACUGAUCCUUCAAAACACAUCAGCACGGAGAUAGUACAGAAACCUCAAGUGUAUCAGAAAGUAACAGAGGUAGAUGUGCCUGCUGUAAAGAUGGAUAUAGCUAUGCCAAAAGAAGUGUCCAAACUUUCAGAAUCAGUCGUUGAGAACAGUGACAAUAGUAACAAAUUCCUGGGCACAGAAAUCAAUACAUAUCAUGACGUUCGACCUACAAUAACGACAGAGAAACAGGAAGUUGUUACAGUUACUACCAAGCCAGAAGAAUCUAUCAAAUCUGAAGAUAAGUCUAAGAAAAAAGAUAAAGAUAAGGACGGAAAAGGUGGAUUUUUCGGUAUAUUUAAGAAAAAGGGAGGAUCAUUAGAAAGAGGUGUCAAACUAGAACCUGUUGGUAAAGAAGAUAAACCUAUUCUCUCAGAUACAGUUGUAAAAGAUAUGCUUGAUAGCACUGCGUUCUUAAAAGAUGAAAUAGACAGAUAUCAUGAUGUCAGGCCCAUUAUUAGGCAUCCAGUUGAAGAAGAGCACGUUAAAGUUGAUGUCAGAGCAACUCCUGAACAAACAAAGCCAGAAAAGGUGCCAAGAAAAUCAAAAACAAAAGGAGACAAAGAAAGUGGUGGUAUUUUUGGUAUCUUUAAAAAGAAAUCAGAAUCUGUCGAAAGAGAUUUUAAAGAUGAAACUGAAUCAAUUAAGCAAGAUUUAAAAGACUCAGGUGAAAUAAUUAAAACUAAAGUAACAACUACUAUUACAAAUAUAUCUCCUGAAGAAACUAAAUCAAAGUUGUCGGAAACAACAGUUAAAGAAAUAGAUGACAGUAACAAUUUCUUAAAUUUGGAAAUUGAAAAGUAUCACGAUGUUAAACCUCUUCCUCAAAGAGACUCAUCAAAAACAGCAACAGUGAUAGCAGCACCUGUGCUGAAACAAAAACUGACAAUAGACAAAGACCAAAGUCAAAUAAAAGAAAAAAUCUCAACUGAUACUAGUGACAAUUUACUUGAAAGCCUUAAAGACGAAAGUCCCAAAAGAACAGUAACUACAACGAUUACCAAAGAAGAAAUACCCCAUGGUGAAAGAGUUACCAAAGUAACAUCAGAGGUAAUAACUGGAACAAUACAACUUACUUCGGACACCUUAACAGAUGUAGACAAAUUAGAGAAAGAAAUUAAUGAAAAGCUAAAUGAUUUGAGAAAAGAAACUGAUCCUUCAAAACACAUCAACACGGAGAUAGUACAGAAACCUCAAGUGUAUCAGAAAGUAACAGAGGUAGAUGUGCCUGCUGUACAGAUGGAUAUAGCUAUGCCAAAAGAAGUUUCCAAACUUUCAGAGUCAGUAAUUGAGAACAUUGACAGUAGCAACAAAUUCCUGGACACAGAAAUCAAUAAAUAUCAUGACGUGCGACCUACAAUAACGACAGAGAAACAGGAAGUUGUUACAGUUACUACCAAGCCAGAAGAAUCUAUCAAAUCUGAAGAUAAGUCUAAGAAAAAAGAUAAAGAUAAGGAGGGAAAAGGUGGAUUUUUCGGUAUAUUUAAGAAAAAGGGAGGAUCAUUAGAACGAGGUGUCAAACUAGAACCUGUUGGUAAAGAAGAUAAACCUAUUCUCUCAGAUACAGUUGUGAAAGAUAUGCUUGAUAGCACUUCGUUCUUAAAAGAUGAAAUAGACAGAUAUCAUGACGUAAGACCCAUUAUUAUACAACCAGUUGAAGAGAAGCAUCUUAAAGUUGAUGUCAGAGCAACUCCUGAAAAACAACAGCCAGAAAAAGUGGCUAAAAAAUCAAAAACAAAAGGAGACAAAGAAAGUGGUGGUAUUUUUGGUAUCUUUAAAAGAAAAUCAGAAUCUAUCGAAAAAGACUUUAAAGAUGAAACUCAACAAAUUAAGCAAGAUUUGAAAGAAUCUGGUGAAAUCGUUAAAACUAAAGUAACAACUACUAUUAAAAAAAUAUCUCCCGAAGAAACCAAACCCAAGUUGUCGGAAACAACACUUAAAGAUAUUGAUGACAGUGGCAAUUUCUUAAAUUUGGAAAUUGAGAAGUAUCAUGAUGUUAAACCCCUUUCUCAAAGAGACUCAUCAAAAACAAUAACAGUAGUAUCAGCACCUGUAGUAGAUCAAAAACUCACAAUAGAAAAAGACCAAAGUCCAAUUAAAGAACAAAUGUCAACGGGUACCACUGACAAAUUGCUUGAAAGCCUUAAAGAUGAAAGUCCUAAAAGAUCAGUAACUACAACAAUAACUAAAGAAGAAAUACCUCAUGGUGAAAGAGUUACCACAGUAAAAUCAGAAGUAACAACUGGUACAAUACAACUUACUUCGGACGUGUUAACAGAUAUAGAAAAAUUAGAAAAAGAAAUUAAUGAAAAGCUCAAUGAUUUGGGAAAAGAAACUGAUCCUUUAAAAGAUAUUGGCCCCGAGAUAGUGAAGGAAUCUAAAGAAGAAUAUCAGAAAGUAACAGAGGUGAAUGUGCCAGCUGUAAAGAUGGAUAUAGCUAUUCCAAAAGAAAUUUCCAAACUUUCAGAAUCAGUUAUUGAGAACAUUGAUAAUAGCAACAAAUUCCUGGACACAGAAGUCAAUAAAUAUCAUGACGUUCGACCUACAAUAACGGCAGAGAAAAAGGAAGUUGUUACAGUCACUACCAAGCCAGAAGAAUCUAUCAAAUCUGAAGAUAAGUCGAAGAAAAAAGAUAAAGAUAAAGAGGGAAAAGGCGGAUUUUUCGGUAUAUUUAAGAAGAAGGGGGGAUCAUUAGAAAGAGGUGCCAAACUAGAACAUGUUGGCAAAGAAGAUAAACCUAUUCUCUCAGAUACAGUUGUGAAAGAUAUGCUUGAUAGCAGUUCGUUCUUAAAAGAUGAAAUAGACAGAUAUCAUGACGUGAGACCCAGUAUUGGACAACCAGUUGAAGAGGAGCAUAUUAAAGUUGAUGUCAGAGAAACUCCUGAAGCACAAAAUCCAGAAAAAGUGGCUAGAAAAUCAAAACCAAAAGGAGAUAAAGAAAGUGGUGGUAUUUUUGGUAUCUUUAAAAGAAAAUCAGAAUCUAUCGAAAAAGACUUUAAAGAUGAAACUCAACAAAUUAAGCAAGACUUAAAGGAAUCUGGUGAAAUCGUUAAAACUAAAGUAACAACUACUAUUAAAAAAAUAUCUCCAGAAGAAACUAAACCCAAGUUGUCGGAAACGAAACUUAAAGAAAUAGAUGAUAGUAACAAUUUCCUAAAUUUGGAAAUUGAAAAGUAUCAUGAUGUUAAACCUCUUCCUCAAAAAGAUUCAUCAAAAACAAUAACAAUAAUAUCAGCACCUUUACUAGAACAAAAGGUAAUAGAAAAAGAUCAAAGUCAAACUAUUACAGAAGAAAUAUCAACCAGUACCACUGACAAAUUACUUGAAAGCCUUAAAGAUGAAACUCCCAAAAGAACAGUAACUACAACAAUAACUAAAGAAGAAAUACCUCAUGGUGAAAGAGUUACCAAAGUAAAAUCAGAAGUAGUAACUGGUACAAUACAACUUACUUCGGAUGUCUUAACGGAUAUAGAAAAAUUAGAAAAAGAAAUUAAUGAAAAGCUACAAGAUUUGGGAAAAGAAACUGAUCCCUCAAAAGAUAUUAGUACCGAGAUAGUAAAGGAAUCUCAACAAGAAUAUCAGAAAGUAACAGAAGUAGAUAUGCCUGCUGUAAAGAUGGAUAUAGCUAUUCCCAAAGAAGCUUCCAAACUUUCAGAAUCAGUCAUUGAGAACAUUGAUAAAAGCAACAAAUUCCUGGACACCGAAAUCGAUAAAUACCACGAUGUUCGACCUAUUAUAAUGACAGUGAAAAAGGAAGUUGUUACAGUCACUGCCAAGCCAGAAGAAUCUAUAAAGCCUGAAGAAAACUCAAAGAAAAAAGAUAAAGAUAAGGACGGAAAGGGUGGCUUUUUUGGUUUAUUUAAGAAGAAGGGAGGAUCACUAGAAAGAGGAACCAAACUAGAUCCCGUUGGUAAAGAAGAUAAACCUAUUCUAUCAGACACAGUUGUGAAAGACAUGCUUGAUAGUAAUUCGUUCUUAAAAGAUGAAAUAGACCGAUAUCAUGACGUGAGGCCCAUUAUUAGACAACCAGUCAAAGAUGAACAUAUUAAAGUUGAUGUCAGAGCAGCUCCUGACGAACAAAAGCCAGAAAAAUUGCCUAGAAAAUCUAAAACAAAGGGAGAAAAGGAAAGUGUUACCAUCUUUAAGAAAAAAGCAGAUUCUUUAGAAAGCGAAGUGAAAGUUUUACAAAAAGAAAAGUCUGAAAAAGUAAGCCCAAUAUUUGGUAUUAAAAAGAAACAGCCUAAGUUAUCAGAAGAAACAAUUCAGAACAUAACGCAGAGUAACAACUUCUUGCAAACUGAGGUAGAUAAAUAUCAUGACGUCAGACCAAUAGAUGACAACGUAAAAGCUAUCAAGGAGAUUGUCGAUAACGUAGAAGAGACUAAAGUGAAAUUUAAAGAACCUAUCUCCAUAGAUAUUCCUUCUCCUAAAACAGAAAUUGCAAUCACCGAACGAGCUCCUGAAGCUAAACUGAUUACAACAACUCACGUUACACACGAAAUCUUCACCACUGAACUACCUUCAGGUGCAGAACCAACUAUCGAUAGCGAUAAAAUCUUGAAACCAGAAAUCGAUACUUUCCAUGAUGUUGCACAAACUCUUUCUACAACGACUGACGAGAAAUAUGUAAAAGAAACCAAGACUAAAGAAGGCAAAGGCCUGUUUGGAAUCUUUAAGAAAAAGGAAUCUGAAGAAAAAGAGAUUAAACAAAAAACAGACACCAUUAAAAAAUUACCUACAAAGGAAGAAAAAUCUAUCAAAAAAGAACGUGAAGUUCAAAAACCAAUAUCUGUAGACGUUACUAAGUCUAUGAAUGAUUCAGACAAUUUCCUCAGAAGUGAAAUUGAAAAGUACCAUGAUGUUCGUCCAUUGGAACGAGUACCAAGUGCACCACCAGCAACAGAAAUCGAGCCAGUUAUGAAAACAACCUCCGAUCCAGAAGUUAAAGCGAGUCCUUCAAAAAUCAGCAAACCAGAAGGUGAAGGCAAUAAACAAAUUAUUAUUACAGAAAAACAUUUUAUCAAAGAAGGUGGUUAUUUGAACGAAGUAUUCGUGAAAGAAACAACAGAAAAGAGAGUCUAUACAACUGACAUGAGGACAGUAGAAGCUGAGGAAUUAAAAAAACACGAGACUUCUAACUUUUUGAAUACUGAAUUGGACAAAUACGAAGACAGCACACCAAAAAAAUCUGAUACUACACAACCAGAAAAAGCCAGUCAAGAAUUAGAAGAUUUGGUUUCUUCUGAUGACUUUUUAGGGGAUGAAAUAAACAAUUAUCAUGACGUAAAACUUAUUGAAAGACAAGAUGAACCUUUAGUAAAAGAAAAGGAAAAGAGUAAACGAUUUGGAGGACUGUUUUCCAAAAAGAAGUCUUCUGACAAAGAACAGGACGGUAAACCUAAGAAGGACCUGACAGCUAAACCUGAAAGCAAAGAUUUCUCUAAGAUAGAAACCGACCGCUUGCAGGAUAGUAAAAAAUCAAAAGAAGAGAGUGGUAGUUUCUUUGGUCUGUUUUCAAAGAAAACCAAACCUCAAGAAAAAGACAAAAGCAUUGAAGAAGAAAUUCCGCACAAGCUGUCUACCGAAGUCCUUCAAAACAUGAAACAAAGUUCUGACUUCCUAGAUACAGAAGUGAAGGUUUAUCAUGAUGUACGACCAGAACUAGACAAAAGUUUUACAGAUGAUAAUUUCAAACCAGUCACACUGUCACCCAUCGAUACUUCGUUUACAUUAACUACAGAAACUACUAAACAUGAAGACCACAUUAAACAUGAAAGACACAUCAAAACAGAAGAAACCCAAAAAUCAAGUCAGUACACCACAGAUGAAGCAUUUGCAGAAACUUUAGCAGAUGAAAGUCCAAAAAGAACGAUCACUACUACAGUUACCAAACAAGAAAUACCACACGGAGAAAGAACAACGAAAGUAAAGACGGAAGUGCUAACAGGCACAAUUCAGUUAUCUCCCGACGUAUUGAACGAUAUUGAAAAAUUAGAAAAAGAAAUUAACAUGAAGUUGGAAGAACUAAGAAAACAAACAGAUUCUACCGAUGACCUCAGGAAGCAACCUCCUCAUACUCCUCAUUCUGGUGGUGUGAUAAUCCCAGAAGUUUCAACGGAAGUUACAUCUUACACACUCGAAAAACCAAUGGUCAAAACAGAGCUUACCAGUAGUCAAGAAUUGUUUGGUAAAAAACUUCCUUCUGAACUUCCUGAUUCUCCUCUUCCGGGUAAAAUUUCAGAGUUGUCAUUCGAUCAACCGCCACCAAGAGACGGAAAACUGUCCAGUGAAACGCUCAAACAUAUGCAAGAUAGCCACAGCUUUCUAGUGACUGAACUAGAAAAUUAUGACGAUGGAAAGUUAGAAAUUGUUACUGAUCUUGAUGAAGACCCCAAAGUUAAGUCUUCAGGAUUGUUUGGAAUAUUUAGUAAAAAAGAUAAAUCUGAAAGCCCUAAAAUAGCAAAAAGGAAAUUAAAAAAGCCAAAAGAGAAGUCUGUAGAAGAAGAAAAAGUUGGAUUUUUAGAUAAAUUAGGUCGAAAACUAACGGGUGCCAAAUACGACGUUGAGGAAGCUGCGAAGAGUAUGAAUGAAUCUGGUACUGAAAUUUUGAGAAAAACAGAUGAUACAUUAGACUCUACAGCCGCUGCCGUCUCUACAACAAUCGAUACUGUAGAAACCAAAGUAGAAAAAGAAUUUAAAAAGGACAAAGAAUUAGUAAAACAAAAACAUGAAGCUGUAUCUGAACAAGUAAGAGAUACAGUUGACAGUUUAUCAAAAGAAACUAACAAAAUACAACAAACUGUUACAACUAAAAUUCAAGAAACAGAUCAGAAAAUAGCAGACACUAAACAACAUGCCAAAGAAGUCGUUAGUGAUGCAGAAAGAAAACUUAAAGAAGAAGACAAAGUAAUUAAGCAAGAAGUUUCAACAACGGUAAAACAAGCAGAAAGUAAAAUUGGUGAAGUGAUACAAGAAGGAAAAGACUCAGCAGAAAAAUUAAGUAAAAAGACAACAGGUUUUUUUAGUAAAAUGGCCGGAAAAAGUGAAGAAGAUAAAAAAGUAGAAAAGGAGAAAAAAGACAAAAAGGGUAAAAGAUCUCCAGGUUUCUUAUCGAAAUUGGGUGGUAAAAGCAAAGAGGUAUCAUUCGAGCAGCCAGAAGCUACAAUUAUAACCGAAAAACCUAUUCCAGCUCAACCAGAAAUAACCAUAAAAGUUGAUGACGUCUCAAAAACACAAAGUUUAAUUGAAUCAGAAUCAGAAACAUUUUCCCAUGAUUUAAUGAAGAGCUUUGAUGAAAAAUUAGAGCAUGUUAAAGAGAAACAUGAUGAUAUUGAAAAGAAGGCAAAAGAUGAAAUGAAAGAAUUUGAAACAAGAACUGAAAAUAUUAAGCGAGGCGUAUCAGAUAUUGCACACAAACAAACUGUGACAAUAACUAGCACAGAAAAACAGUUAAGAGAAAAAUCUGAUACUUUUGAAAAGAAAAUCGACGAAAAGUUCAGCGAAACCAUGAAACUGUCUGAAGAACUAUCAAAGAAACCUAAAGAAAUUAGUAAAAAGGUAACAACAGUUUCCGAAAAAAUAAUUGAAACUCAGCGGAAGCAAAUAGAAGCUGAUGUGAGUCUUCUCGAGGACGAUAUAGACAAACAGACUAGAGAAGCUAAGGAAAAACUUAGCGACGAUAUAAUCUAUGUCCAAAAGGCAAUCAAAAUAGAAAAAAGCAAACUUGGUGAUAUGCCGAAAGACUUUGGCAAAAAAGUUGAAAAGAAAGUUGAAGGUGUUGAAGUAGGAAUAGCUUCAACUGUUCAAAACGUAGAAGAUGCUGCAAAAACGUCUAAACCUGUACCAGAAUCUCCAAAAGAAAUUAUAAAACAAAUUGAUGACUCAGUUGUUAUCAUUAAGAAAGGUUUAGAUCAGUUAGAAAAGACAGAAACUGGUGUUAGGGAAGAAACCACUAAAAUAAAAGAAGUAACAGAACCAGUUUUUUCUAGCAUAGAAGCCACUAUAGAGCAAGCAAAAGACACCAUAAACGCAAGUAAAGAUUUUCCUGAUAAACUAGGAAGUGACUUAGCAGGUGCAAAGGAAGAAACUGGCAGGAAAUAUGACAUAGGAUCUUUCCAUCAACUAUCCGAUAUUCAACAAAAGACUCUGAACUUUUUGGACUCUGAAAGUCAAAGACAGGAUGAUUCUAGAAUGAGUCGAGCAGUUUCGGAUUAUGGUACGACGUUAAAAGCAGGUGCAGAGGAAGGCUCUAGGAAAAUUUCUGAAGCUAACAUCGAUUUAUCAAAUUUAUCAAGCGAAAGUGAAGAAUUAAUAAAAAAUGAAAAAACGAGGUCAUAUGUGACGUCGCCAACUUUGACCAGAAGAACGUUGUCGGCGAAAAUAACUAAAGGAGGAAGACCGCAAGUAGUAGAAAUCACUUACGAUUCUUCUUUAGACAGUAGUUCUAGUAGUAGUUCUUAUAUAGUAACUGAGCCAGAUGACGUAAGACAAAAGAAAACUCUUUUCCACAUAGAGUCUGAAGAGGGUGAUUUGAGCUCUAAGACAGAUAGAGAAAGAAGAGAUAGUAGUAGUUCUAACGUAUUAGAGACUUUAACAGAAAGUAGAAUAGAAAGCUUACUGAGCGAUUUAACUAAAGACUUAGAUGAUUCGACAAAACCUAUACAGAUCGUGUUGAAAAAAGAAGAACAACGACUAGAAGAGCACAAGAAGGAAUCCCAAGCCGAGGUAGAUAUAAUAGAAAAGAAAUUGCGUGACUUAGACAGAGCUUUAGAUUCAUUAGAACAAGUAGAAAUAGUAGAACAAACAGAGGAACGAGGGGAUGCACGUGUAGAGAAAAAACUUCGAAGGGUAGAACGCAAAUUCGAAAGAAUGGCAUCAGAAGUCCUCGAAACAGAAUCGAAAGAAGGCAAAAAAGUGCAAUUGACCAGCCCGGAGAUCGAAGGUAAACGAGAGAGUGCCUACCAAACCUUGGUAUCGCAGCUUAGCACAGAAGAGAUCAGUGACUUCCAAAAAGAGUACAGCCACUUAUGGGACGAACACACGUUCUCGAAGAGCAGUGAUCGAGAAUCAAAAACUCCUGACAGCCAAGCGGAUGCGCAAGAACUUCCACAAGGUGAAAUAGUUUAUAUGGGCCCAGUCACUUUAAACAAAGAUCAUACGAUAAACAAAGCCGGUAUAGAAGUAGACGUGAUCCCUAUCAUGCGUAGUCCCUGCCCAUCCCCGAAACCCAGAAGGAAAAAAACCAAAACGACCAGAAGAUCUAGAUCCGCCUUGGGAUACUACAGAAGCGAUAAAGUACGAGAAGACGAAAGAGGUAGCUUGCCCAACCUAAAAUGUUCGUCAGUUAAGGGUUCCCUCCUCGAUAUCGUGAUGGAGAUGGAUCCUAAGACAUUCUUAAGUACUCAGUCAUUGAUAAGUGGUGAAGCUAGGUCUUUGGGCAGUACAGAUUAUAUCCCUAAAGGAACUAUAAUGAAGGCAGUAGUAAACUGGUUAGAAAAAUCAAGUCCGUUUAGUUCUAUGGAUAAUAUCGAUAAAAGAAGCGUGACAAGUAUUCCCGAUAUGAUGGACACUAGUGUUUCUUUAUUUGAAGAUGACUUAGAAUCGACCGACGAAAGAUCUGUCUCUAGGUCCGAAUGUGUAGUACCAGAUAUUAACGUUCAGUUUGAAAAUGAAGAACAAGAAAUCAGCUGCGAUCCACUAACCGAAGCAGCUUCCCUACUAACACCGACCGAAACUAACCAAUUACCACAACCUAAGCCACGAUCUGCGACUAAACCAACGGACAUUCCUCUCGAAAUCGCCCAACCAACAGAAGACGAUCUCAAACCAGAAAAACCAAUAUCUCCAGUUCGGGAUGACCUUCUAGACCGAGAUGACGUUCUGGAGAGCUAUUCCGACAGAAAGAAGUUCUGGGAAACAGUCACCCAAGACAAAAAAAUUAGUCCACAAGAAAGCUCAGUACUCGAAAAAACUGUCGUGACUAAAAAACGAGUAUCGAUCCAUGAAUUUGGAACACCACCUGUUCCUAAACCACGUACCGUCCUUCAAAGCUCGAAGAGUUUAAUGGAGUCUGAUGUAGACGUUACUCCAGAGCAAUUACUUGAAACAGCAAAAGACGUGGAUGAAUACCAAACAGUUUCUGUUAAAGAUAGAGCAAUUUCGUUUGAAUCGUCAACAAGCGAAAGCAGUGGCCAAGUUCAAACUGAUCUCACCAAAAUCUCAGAAAGCGAUACAUCUUUCCAAGAAGAAAGAAUAAUGACUGAGUACCAAGCAUCAUUCCAAGCGCCGUCCGAAAGAAAAAUAAGCUUCAAAGCAAUCGAACCAAUUAAAACAGACUUGCAAAAAACUGACAGCAUAGACUCAGACAAAGCCCAGAAAGGCAGCAGUCUAAUAGACAACACCGGAUAUAUUUCUGACAGCGAAGACGUCGAACAGUAUAUAUCUGACUCAGAAAUAGAAGAUAGAGUACCUCAAAUUCGAGAUAGACUAAUGAGCGUAUUUGUCCCGUCAGUAUCAUCCACCCGAAAAUCUUUAUACGAACGAUCAGCAUCACUACCCACAGAAGAUUUAUACGAAGUAUCAGCAAGAGCUAUUAAAGCUCGAAAAGAAUACUACGAAGAACAAAUCAGAAAAGAGAUGAUAGAAGAACAACUUACUAGCGAAAUAGAAGAAGAACCGUCUCCAGAACGUAAGAAUUUAUUAAGUUCUAUGGAUGAAGAGCACACUGAUGCAGACGCUAGAUCUAUUGGAGAAGACGUUGAAGAAAUUAUUGAAGAACCUACGAAAACUGUUAGUAAAUUAGCUCAAAUGUUUGAAUCGUCUACAUCUUUAGAAAAAGCUGUAGAAGAAAAAACUACUGUAAUAAAAAGUACAAAAGAAACAUUGGAAGAAAAGCAGCUCAUAAGAGAUACCGAUGAACAAGAAGAGCCUGUCAAAAUGUCUGUGAAAGAUCUAGCUAAAGGCUAUGAAAAACAAUUAGGUAAUGUUAUAGCAGGCCAAAAAGUAGACUACAUAAGAGAAGUAGAAUCAGACACUAGAAAAUUUGAAGAAAAAGAAACGAGUCCUCAUGAUAUUGUAGAUUUCAUCGAAAUUACUGACCCAACAUUGAGAGAAACGCACAAACAACCCAUAGUUGAUGAUCAGCUGUCAUUAUCAUCCUCACCACAAACUAAAACGCACAAAGAUAAUGAAACUGAUUAUCAGCACCCUAUCACAUUUGAAACUCAACAAAGUGUCUCCUCCGACAAAAGCACCGAUGUAUUAGAAAGUAGUCAUUCUACAAAAAUCGAUUCUAUGGAAGUCCUAGUAGAUAAAAGCGAAAUAGAAGACACAGAGAAGAUCUCAGAUCUAGAUCAAGAUUUAGAAGGCAAAUCGUUUGAUUCACUUGACCAAGAAUAUUCACCUAAACAGAUUUUAGAAGACGACAGCAUUCCUGAAAUAACAGUUACUUUAUCAGGAAAGCAGAGAAGAAUAAGCGAGGAAAGCGACGAAUACGAACCAAAACCUGAACUUGUUGAAACUUGUAGCCCCAUUAAAGAAAAGCCUGAAGCUGAAUCACCUAUAAAAGUACCACAAGAAAGUAUCCAGGAUACUGUGUGGGAAGUUUCAGUUGAAUCACAUACAGGAGAAUUCACAGAAAGUGUUAAACAAUUAUCAGAAAAAUCUCCUGUUAAAGCUACAGAAACAUUUAUAGAAGAAGAAAAAGACAAAGUUCGUGAACUAACUUAUCAACUCCACAGAAAGGAGUCCGAUGAAAAGUCUGAUGAUUUGUCAGCUGAUAUUACUCAAAAAUUUAUUUUAGAGGAAAUGAAAAUGGCCGAGAAAAUAGCUAAAGGCGAAGAUGAUGAUUUGAGAGAAAUCGAACUAGAAAAGCAACACGAUGUAGAAGAAUCAUCAGAAGUUUUUACAGAAAUGCUAGAUCAACAACAAGAAAUCUCUGAAUUGCUUGAAGCCAAAUUACAACGACAAAAAACGACCACACCUCCUGAUGAAUACUUUCCUGAAGAUAAAGACAGCGUAAAGCUGUCUGCGGAUAAAGACGAUUUUAGUAGUAGUGCCAAAGAUGAGUCAGAAAUAGGCUCUGAGACUCAGCAAGAUCACUCUGAUUCUUACGAAUCCGAUAAAAUAAAAUCUGAAGCCCAAACUGACAUUGAAAAGAUUAUUUUGGAUAGCUUAUAUCAGCAAAAAGUUCAUCCUGAUGAAGCAAAGAAGAUAGCAACUGCUCUAGUAGAAGAAAUCGAAGCGGAAAUGCAAAGACGAGAUUCUUCACCUCAAGAAUAUGUCCAGAAAAGCAUUCAGUCAUCAGAGAAGGGUCAAGUAGCUGAUUUUCUGAAACACCUCGCCGAAACUAAGGGUCUAGAUGAUAGAGAAAUAGAACUAGUAGAGUCAGUCUUAGCAAGACGACAGAGAGGACUAGCUAAAUUAACACGAGGUGAUACUUCUACUAGUAUGGAAAUCACCGAUGAAGAUCUUAAAUACAGUGGAGCUGAAACUGAUUACUCGCACAUACUAGAACAACAAAUGGAUCAACUAGAAGCUGAGAAGGUCAACGUAGUUGAUUUUGAUUUGGAAGAUCAAAGCAAACGCUUGCAUGAUAAAAUAAGCCAUGUUGAGAAGAUAGAUGAAGCAUACGCAGAAGGAAAACCUUCACAAGACUUCAAAAUUCACGAUGAGUCAAAAGUAAAGUCGAUCAAAGAAAAUAUUUUGAUAAAAACUAUCGAAUCAUCGGAAGACGAAAAGUUAAGUUCGACAGUAGCUGAUGUUACAGUCAGUCGUGACAAAGUCAAAACAGACAUUUUAUCAAAAGAAAAGGAGAGCGUAAAGACUCAUGUAGGAACUGAAAUAAAAGGAAGCGUUGAAGUCAAGUCUCACGAUUUCGAACAAAUAGAGCAAAAUGUAGAUAAAAUAGAUGUUCACUUGGAACAUGAAGCUCAAAUAUUGACUAAAACAGAAAUUUUAUCUGCUGAAAAAAUACAAAUUGAAUCUGAAAUAUCUGAAGCCACCAAAAGAGAUGCAUCAGUUAUAUCAGCUAAAUAUGAAGAAGAUUUAAAAUCUGUGGAAAAGACGGAAAAAUCUAUUAAAGAAACCUCGAUUAAAACAACUACGGAAGCUGAUGAAGUAUCACUAGAAGAAGAAACCAGCACAUCAGAGAAAUACGAAAUUAAGCAAACUGCUGAUGGUAUAGAAACAGAAUCAAGAAUUGAAAUUGACAAGACCCAUUUGGUUAAAACCAGUACUGUGACCCAAAAAGAUCUAAUACAUACAGAAGUAUCUGUCUCUAAAAUAAUUAGUAGUCCAGAAGAUCUAGAAACAUUGUUAACUAGUUCUGAAUCAGGUCAGGUCACUACAACUCACGAAACUAUAAAGAGAACUUCUAGCAGUGAAUCCAAAUCUAGCAGUGAUGUAAAAUCUCCAGUAGAUGCCAUUGUUAGUAAAAAAGAUGAAUCGGAUGGUUACAAAUCGUCACCUGUAAUAAUGAGGAAAGGAGUAUCAGCUUCCGAUACUAGUAGUAGUAGCUCAAACUUAAAACCUGAUAGAAAAUCUGGUGUUGAGUUCGAAGCCUACUCCAGCUCAGGAGAAAGUCACUAUCACAGUUUCGAAAUAGACAGUAGUAAAAGUAGACCAUGUUCUUCCGAUGUAGAAGGUCUAGUAGCUGCAGGAUCUUCGGAGUACGAAAGCGCACUUACAUCACAGGAUUAUUCUGCUAGAUCACACAUUACUUCAACAGAAUAUCAAACAGCAGUCAGCAGUAUGAGUUCUAAGGAAAGUAUGAAAAGCUUAGACAGUGAAAGCUCAGGUAACUUAGCAAGUGUUGAAGCUUCGGAACAUUCAGAAACAUUGGUACCAUCAACAAGCGAUUUAGACGAUAUAUUAGACUCUGUUGACCAACAACUUCUUGAUGAUAUAGAGCAAAGUCCAGCCUGGACGACACAUCCACCAACAAUGAGGCAGAGUACUGAAGUGAGUGAUUCAGAAAUUCUCUCUUACACUGGCGUUGGCGAAUCUGUUGAUAUUUCUGAAGAAGAAGAAAUAAAAGCUCCUGAUACUCAAUCAAAAAUGAAAAGAUCACAUGAAAUGACUUUCCAACCGGAACCUAGAGUACUGGUUCCUGACUCUCCUCAAGGUGAAGGUGAAGAAAGACUGGGAACCAGUAUUGACGAAGGUAGUUUACUGAGUGUAAGCGUUUCUAGCACAUCAAGUACUGGGGCACAAAGAACUGUUAUAGAACUUUCUAGAGCUGAUUCCGAAAGAGGAAGCUUAACUGUCUCCGGAACUUCCGAACACCUGAGUCUAGACGAUGUAGAAAAUUUUACGAAAGGGAGUAGAGAGAGUUUAAUCACAACUCCAACCUCCCAUCCAGUAGAACUAAGCACAUCUGCAACCCAAUUCCAAUCAGAUUUACCAACAGAACUUGAAAGUGGUAUAAAAGCAAUCCCCGCACAAGUAUCUUCAGAAACGCAUUCACCUAUUGAAGAAGUGGCACCGAUUAAACCAGAAGAACCUAAGAAGAAAGGACAUAGACGAAAUGAGAGCUCGUUUGUCAGUUCUAUGAUAAGCGCCUCCACUAGAGCUGAAGUUGAACGCAAGAUUCAGUCAGAUCUUGCAGAAAGUGACAAGUAUACUUCAAAAUUAAGCUUUAAAGAAACAAGCAAUGAUGAGAAAAAAGAUAUUGAUGAAAGCGAACGCGACGAAUGCUACGAAACGGAAGCAGAUCAAGGUUUCCAUAGAGAUUUGCGAGAAGGGCGUUAUUGUGAAACUGAAUCAGAUAAUGAGCAAGACAAUUUAGACAUUUCACGACCACAAUCUCAUCUGAGUAAGUCCGAUUCUGAACGCCCUACAUCUACAGGAUUCAGUGACAGUAGACCUGAUUCAGAGUUAGCAGAUUUAGUCAAAUCUUCCGAUAUUACAGAAAGCACCGAUCCUAUUGAAAGACCUGCUUCUCCAGAACCAUUCGAUGAACAUAAAGAUGAUACUCCAGAAUUCAGUUCGGAGGCACAGGCUAGCGUAGGAGAGCUAGAACAAGAAUAUUCUUCAGCUAUGUUUAGGUCACAUGAGGCACAUUUAGAAACAAGGAGAUCAAUCUCUGAUAUUUGUCCUCCAAAAGAUCAGUUAGAAAAACGAGAUUCUCAUGGAAAAUCAAGCACCACUUCCAGUGAAAAGUCCAGUUUUGAGGAAGCUGAAGCCGAAGCUGCUUUUAGUAUGGUAGCUCAUAUUUCUCCAGCUCAUAAAAUUAAACAGAUAUGUCCCAUUCUCGAGGAUGAAGAUGCUGAAAAGCAUGAAAUAGAAACUAGAGAAAGAGCUCAAAAAGAAUUAGAAGAAAGAAGAGAUAAAAUGCUCAAAGAUGCUAGCCCUGGUUUUGUUCCAGAUAUUAAAAUAACUCAACAUAUGGCUCCAUUAGUUGAUAAUAGCUUCUGUUAUCCAGAUUUAGAACUAGAAGCAAAAGAAAAACAAGAGGAAGAAGAAGAAUCGCCAGUGGGAGCGGGUACACCUCAGACACCUGCUUCAGUAUCAAGUAAGAGUUCAGAAGAGACUGAUCAAGGUAGAGAAUAUGUUUUGGACCAAACAAUUUCAACUAUUUCAGAAGAACCAGAAAGCAAAAUUAUUUCCAGAAGCGAGGGAGCUACAGCUAUUGAAACCACGACAAAAGAAGGUUCCGAAAAAGGAACUGAUUCUCCUAACAGUGAUUCAUUCGAAAUGUUGGAGAAACCAGAUUUAAUUGACGAUUUUGUAGUAAUUGAAGAAGUCGGAAAAGAAGCACACGAAUUUGAUUCUGAAGGUAAAAGCGUAAUAAUAGGAAAAACAGCUGGUAAAGAAAAACACGAUGUAGAAGUAGAACAAUAUUUGGCGCACUCAGCUCCUACUCCUUUGACAAGAAUGACCGACAUUAAAUUCUAUCCUGACGGUGGUACAUCCUCAAGCGAAGAACUAGCAUUCGACUUCGAAGAAAGUCCACCCCAAGAUCAAAGUAGUUCUAGCAAAUCAGGAACUGUUGAUUAUGGUGUAGAAUACGACAAAGAACUAGAAGCUAACAGAAAAUGGAUUGAACAACAAUUUCAAGGAGAUCAAGCAGCUAUGAGGGCAGCAGGUUACGGAUACGAGAUGGAAUUUGAACGAGGUCCUCUAGAAGAUAUAAAAGAAGAAGACAUAAACGAUUUAGCCGCCUCCAGUUAUGGCUCUCAAAGAGAUUCAGGUGGAAGUCUAAAAGAGUCUUUCUCGAGCACGCCAGAAUACGAUGUACUGGCUGGCAAAAAAUACUUUUCACGAUCUGGUGAACAUGACGAUAUCUCAAUGUCAAGUUUACAAGAGUUUGAAAAUUUAGAACAAGCAAUGUCAUUAGAAAUGCGAAAAAUGCAUCAAGGGUCGCAGGAUUCUUCAAGUAAUGGUAGCUUUAAGUCUAGAUAUUUGGCCAGUAAGAGCGGACAAGGCGACGAUAUAUCAGUAAGUUCACUAAAAGAAUUCGAAGGUCUAGAAAAGGCCUGCAUUGCUGCGCAUAAAAUUGAACUGAAAGUUAAAGAAGAAGAAGCUAUGUUGGCUCAAAUAGAGGAAGGUCAAGAAAGUAUUACGUCAGAAUCGGAGAGUUGCGAAACUAUUUCGGGUACUGAAAAGAAAGUUGUAGAUACCGACGACGAUGAAGACUACGAGAAACGCAUGUUCGAAAUUGACGAAAUUAUACGACAAGCGCAAAGUAAUGUUGAGAGAUUUAUCGAUCUUAAAGAACCUGAGAAGACCGAAUCACUGGGUCGAGGAGAUUCUAUAGAAGAAGUUUCCAGAGUACCGGAACUAGAUUUAGAUGCUCCUCUAGUUAAAUCUACCGUGAAGGUACAGUGGAAAGAAGGAGAUGACGUUAUGGUAACUUCAACAGAUUCACUUGAUUUAAAACCCGACAAGCCUAGCCAUCAUGACAGCACAGAUAGCUUAGAUCAAAAAACUGGUGGAGACGUAAUGACGGCUAGUACUGACUCUAUCGAAUUCCAAGCACAAAAGUCCGCAAAGGACAACAUUAUGACGGAUAGUAUAGAAAUUAAACCAGAGGACAAAAGUUAUAUGGUUUCCAGCGAUUCUCUUGAGUUGGCUGCUGCAACAAGCUCGGGAAACAACCUACUUAUGACAGAUUCUAUAGAUGAGGAUGGAUCAAGGAUUGGUGGUGUGGGAGAUCAUAGUAGUUCGAGUACAGGAAAAGAUUUUAGUUCAUCUGGUAAAGAGGAUGACAUUAUACAAGACAAAGAUGAUAUGACAGGAAGCAUUAGCGUGACGAGUUCUACUGCUACACACGCUACUUAUCAAUACGACACUGAUUCGGUUUAUUCCGGUAGCUUGACUAGUGGUGGUUCCAACACAAUGGUAUCCUCAACUAACUCUAUUGAUCAAGCUAGACAGUCAACUUCCGUAGAUGUGGCUGCUGCUGUACGAAAAGUCUGGUUUGAUGAAGAUCUCAGCGGUAGAAGAACUACUGAGUACGUAGAUGAUUCCAGACCUUAUGUAACGGAACUAAUUGAACCAAUUGAUGAUGAGUCAUUCUCACAUAUUGUUCAUAGACGAAUAGACUUACCACCGGAAGUAAAAAGAGUUACUUUUACCGGUACAAGUGCAGAAACCGGAGAUCAAAUGAGACAAUUCAUCCAGAAUUUCAACGAAGGAGAGCAAGUAUAUGAAACAGAAGAAGUCGAUGAAGCUGGUAACGUACACGUUAAAAGAGUUGUCCAAAAGAAGUUUAUAGUAAGAGACGACGGUUCUGACCAACCUUUAUCAGGACCAGAAAUAGAAGAGUACUUCCGAAGACUGAAUCAACCCGAAUUUAUCCAAGGUCAGGGUGUUGUCACCAGGACAACAGAAGCUAGAGGAGGAGUUAUCACGAAAACUUUCUCAGAUGGACUUGGAAGAACGACUACGCCGCAACACUACGACACGGCUUCUUCUUCUUCUUCCCAACUAACAUCACUAACAAGAACAGGUGGCGAUAGUACUUCAACCUCACCUUCCACUAGAGAUACUGCAACAACAUCUUCUUCUAGACCCGAAGGAGAAGAGGGAGCAGAAAAAGAUGAAUCUGAAUAUGACAGGUUGGUAUUGAGGUCCAGAUGUUAA
Diabrotica virgifera virgifera (western corn rootworm) is the source of this 36876-nucleotide messenger RNA. Its product is annotated as titin. The transcript has 10 exons. Bases 1 to 36876 code for a protein of 12291 amino acids. NCBI's taxonomy places the organism in Eukaryota, Metazoa, Arthropoda, Insecta, Coleoptera, Chrysomelidae. The record is from RefSeq and is a predicted model, not a curated record.